Naegleria gruberi is the source of this 840-nucleotide messenger RNA. RefSeq lists its product as uncharacterized. The record is from RefSeq and is a predicted model, not a curated record. The transcript has a single exon. Lineage: Eukaryota; Heterolobosea; Eutetramitea; Acrasida; Naegleriidae. Bases 1 to 840 code for a protein of 279 amino acids.
AUGUCGAAGGAAGAGGAAGAAUUAAUGAAGGAUAUGCAAAAAGACGUUGUUUGGAAUGCCUAUCUUGCAGAAAUGGAAGGAUAUGAGGAUAUGGUUUGGACUGAUGCUAAAAGACGUGGAAAGGAAUUGACUGGUGAUGAUAUUGAUGCUAUCAAGGAGAAGAUUAGAGAAAAGAGAAAGGAAUUGGCAAAGAAAUAUAAACAAAUGAAAAAGGUCUAUGACCAAACUGGAAAACUGGACACAGUUCAACAACCAAAAGCAGCAGGAGAGGAAAAGAAAUUAUAUGAAGAUUUGGCAAAGGUUUUCAAAGAAAAUGCUCACUUUGUUGAUUCACCUGAAUUUGGUUCAAUUAAAAAGGAAUUUGAAAAGAGAAGUGGUUUCUCGAUACCAUCUGGUAUUCAUGAAGAAUAUUCUCCUGAACAAAUUGAACAAUUUAUGAAAAUGUUGGAUGGAGAAGAAGGAAAGGAAAUGGAAGAAUACAUGAAUAAGAUUUUAUCAGAUGAUGUGUUUGCUAAAUUGGGAAUUAAUGCUGAAGAUUUUAACCCUGCCAAGACUGGAGGUUUCAAUUUGGAAAAUUUGGAAAAUAUGGCAAUGCCAGCAAUGCAUGAACCACCAAAAUCAAAGCCAAUCUCAAAGGAAGAAUUUGAAACAUUCAAACACAGUAUGUUAUCUGACAUUAGAAAGAAUCAAUAUGGUAUGGAACAAUUCUUCCUUAACGAAACUGGCCAAACAUUCGAGGGUGUAAUGGAUGACUUUUACAAUGUAAUGAAAGAGCAAAAUGUCAGUAAUCCUGAUGAAUUAUUUUUAAAACUCAGAGAAGGUGCCAACAAGAAGAAAUAA